AUGGUGACAUCUUGGAGGUCCUCCAUUACCACGGAAGUGGGGAUUGAGGAAGUUCUCUGUACCAGAUCUCUUCUGUCUCUCGGUGGUGUUCGGAAGGUGGGGCUUUCUGCUCUCUCCGGUAUUGGUUCUGGCCUUGGUCUCCCAUCUACUGCUUUUUCUCGCCACUGGAGGUCUGAGUGUGGUCUCUGGCCACUGCCCCUUCUUCUUUCUUGGAGGUAUGUGCGCAUAUCCCUUCUUCCAUUUCCGUUGGAGCUCUCGGGCUCCCGGUGUGGAAGGCUACACACUCUUUCUUGCGAGUUUCUAGUAGAUCUAUAG
Messenger RNA from Microthlaspi erraticum, 315 nucleotides. The record is from the annotation of a GenBank genome assembly. Lineage: Eukaryota; Viridiplantae; Streptophyta; Magnoliopsida; Brassicales; Brassicaceae.